UUCCAUAGUCAAUUUAAUUCAUAGGAAGGGUGGUACACUAUUAUUAUGUAUGAGUAGCAGCUAGCUUACACUAGAGCACAGUACAAUACAAAGAACAGCUACAGCAGUGAUGAAAAUCACACAGAAACUUUCACCCUUUUAACUCACUCACUCUGACCAAACCAACCAACACCACUCCAAUGAAUUCUUCAUCCCAACAAUACCCUUCUCUUUCUUUCUCUCUUCUCUUUAUCAUUACCCUAACCUAAUAAUUCUACUUGUAAAUUAUUUUCAAUUUUAGCAUGGGACUAUCAAAAUUCAAUGCCAAUAACUUCAUUUACUCACAAUAAUCAAAACUAAGAGUCUGGAUCCACUAAGUAACAACCAUCACUACUACUACCAUCACCAAAACGACGUCGUUUUAAACACAAAACAUGAUGUAGAAUUAACACCGUUAUUACAACAAGGAAAUAAGAAACGGUGUCGUUCUACAACAACUUCAGUUGAUUAUGUAGGAAAAAUGAACGGUGGAGAGAUAGUGGAAGUUGACGGCGGUCACAUUAUAAGGUCAAGAGGUAGAAAAGACCGUCAUAGUAAAGUUUGCACGGCGAAAGGGCCGAGAGAUAGACGCGUCCGUCUCUCGGCCCAUACCGCCAUUGAAUUUUAUGAUGUUCAAGAUCGAUUGGGCUUUGAUAGGCCCAGUAAAGCCCUUGAUUGGCUCAUUAAUAAAGCUAAGCCCGCCAUCGAUCAACUCGAUCAACUUCCUCCAUGGAAACCAAGUCUUCUUACUAAACAACAGCAACAAAACGACGACGUUUCGGAGAAACUGAACGAUAACGGUAACGGAAAUGAAAACGGCAACGAAAACGAGUUUCGUUUUCUUCAGAAUUUUAACAGUAAUAGCAACGGUUUUGUUUCGUUUGAAAGUGAAAUUGGUGAAACGACGCCGUCUUCGCCGAUUCAGUUUCCUGAUUUGCUUUCGAGAACAGAUAGUAAUGAUUUGAGGCUUUCGCUUCAACAGAAUCAGCACGUGCAACCUCAUGUGCUUUUCGCCGGAAACUUUGAUGGAAUGUUAGCGUGGAAUUCCGGUGGCGGUGGUGGUGGUGCUGCUAUUGAUACUGGUGGUAGCGGUGGUGGUGGUGGUGGUGGUGGUAAUAAUGAUGAUGCUUCAGGUGGAGGUUUUGUGUUUCAUGCUCCUUCACCGUCGCCGGUGGUUUUUCCGGCGGUGAUGUAUGGUCAGAAUCAGUAUCUUUCUCAGAGGGGACCCCUUCAGUCCAGUUACAAUCCUUCAGUUCGUGCUUGGAUAGAUGCGCCGACGUUCGUUGCUGAUUAUCGACGUCAGGUAGCUGCCACGGCUGCUUUGGGUGCCGGAUUUGCUUCUGGUGGCUUUUCUGGUUUCCGUGUGCCGGCACGAAUUGGAGGUGAUGAUGAUGAUGAGGUGCAUGGCGGUUUAUCUAACAGGCCUUCGUCUGCUUCCUCAGAUUCUCGCCGUUGAACUAGCCAACAAUUUCCUUAUCCUUCAAGAGCCUGACUUGGAAACCCUAAUUUUGGAAAUCAUGUUGGUAUGUGAUUGUUUUAUGCUUGUUUCGAAGAUUUUUGAUUGACAACUUGCUGUGUUUCUCGCUGGAUCAAGAUGCGGAGUUGGAUUUGGAAUGGUUCAGUUUGGUUCAAUGGUUUAUGCUUACUUAGGGAAUGAAGAAAAUCUGGAGUUGAAUUUUCAGGUUUUCCAUUCCCCAAAUUUCUUAUGUUAUGCUAAUUUUCAUGUUAGAGUAUUGUGUUUGUUUGUAUGUUUGGUUAUCUUUGUUGUAUUGCUAUGUUUGUUUCUAUAUUUGGUUAUCUUUGUUGUAAUGCUAUGUUUGAUGUUGUUUACUAUGUUACAAUAUAUAAGUGGCUAUGUAUCUUUUGUAUAAUUUGUUAUCAAGUUUUAGUUUUGGUAUGAAAACA
Trifolium pratense (red clover) is the source of this 1923-nucleotide messenger RNA. RefSeq names its product transcription factor TCP4-like. Gene Ontology annotation, molecular function: DNA-binding transcription factor activity; sequence-specific DNA binding. The transcript has a single exon. Gene Ontology annotation, biological process: regulation of secondary shoot formation. Bases 500 to 1474 code for a protein of 324 amino acids. Lineage: Eukaryota; Viridiplantae; Streptophyta; Magnoliopsida; Fabales; Fabaceae. Gene Ontology annotation, cellular component: nucleus. The record is from RefSeq and is a predicted model, not a curated record.